Molecule: messenger RNA, 4104 nt
Organism: Scleropages formosus (Asian bonytongue)
Lineage: Eukaryota; Metazoa; Chordata; Actinopteri; Osteoglossiformes; Osteoglossidae
Gene: ccp110
Product: centriolar coiled-coil protein 110
Exons: 17
Coding region: 1284-3620 (778 amino acids)
Biological process (GO): centrosome duplication; regulation of cytokinesis; negative regulation of centriole elongation
Cellular component (GO): centriole
Source: RefSeq, a predicted model, not a curated record
GCAAAAAGUACGUGUAACAGCAGCUGCUACUCGACGUGCGUUACGAAGCGAAGGUUUUGCCGAACUUAAUCGUGAUGGAUUUGGACAAGUGGACGUUUUUCGUUCUCAUAUUGUUCGCACGUCACGUGUCGGCUGAAGCUCCGCUGGGGGUCGAUCGCAGUUUAUUCUGUGAGAGUUGUUUGGCCCUGACAAAAGAAAUUGAAUCAAUUUUGACAAGAACCUCGAAUGAAUCCAGAGAAGAGAUCGCGGAAAGUCUGAGCAAGGGAAUCCUGUGCGAGAAGGUCUCCUUCACAAGUUCUCGUCUUCAUACUGAGGAUCAAAUGAGAGAAGCAUGUGAACAUCUGCUGGAAAUCCACGGCGAAGACUUUGGUGCGGAGUUGCUCGAGAAACAAAUCCAUCUGGACAUCGCGCUGUGCUACGAGCGCUCUUUGGUCUGCGUCGGAAUUAAACGGCACAAAAAUCAGACCCGUCACUCGGCAUCUGUGGACAGUGACAUCCAGGCCUUGAUGGAGAAGAACAAGUCCAAAGUGCGCACCGCGGGACCUGUGCGCGCGGACACCGCAAAACCUUCAAAAGACGAGCUGUAGCGGAGAACUGGACGCUGGGACAUUUAAACGUCGACGUUUCAUUACAACCUUCUCUCUUAAGAUCCGACUGCAUAUAGCUCUGUAUUGUUUAUUUUAGUGCUCCAUUUAGUUAAGUUCCAUAUUUUGUCUUUUUUUUUUUUUUUGGAAAUUCCUUGUUUGAAGGACAGGAUUAUUCCGUUUGCCUACAUGAUGUUGCCGUCCAAUCGCGAUACCUGCGCAGACAAAUGAUCGCUGAUGUGCGGGUUUACCACGCCCUGUUACAAAGUUAUUUUGUUCAGAAAAAAAUAAUUUUAAAAAUCAUGUUUACAUUCACAUUUAUUUAUUUAUUUAUUUUUCAUAAAUGUGUGCGAUUCAGAGUGUGUAAUUCUCCCCAAGCGCGUCGGUCGCGUUUCGUUGACCUAGAGGAUUUUAUCGAUGCGGCGUGACAGGGAUUUGUGUGACGGCCGAUCGCGGGGUCGGGGUGUGUGUGAGCAGGAGCUCCACGCAGCAGCAGCACGGAUCUGUGCACAGAGCUGAACACGCGGCUGAUCACAGCGGAGCGACCAUCCACUUGACUCUCGAAUCUAUACGAGCAGAACGGUCUCCUUCGACUGGAGAGUGAAUAUGGUACAAAAGAGACGGAGCUAAAGACGACUGACACACGAAUGUGGUACAAAAGAGACUGAGCAGCAGCUCGGUGUUGGGGGACCCCAGACAAUGGAGAGCUACGAGGACUUCCUUUCCCAAAGCCUCGCCAGGCUAAAGACGGAAGGGAAGCUGCCACUGUUCCAGGGGACCUGUAGACAACAGGGGGGUCUCUCCACUAUUCGGUUCUAUGGAAGGCCUGUGCUGUCGCCUGUGCUGAAUAAGGAGCAGUGCAAAGAAAUGGUGCAGCAUAGACUCAGGGCUGUGCAGCUGGACACAGAGAGACAGAGCGUGCGAAAGGGCACGUCUUCCGGGGUGCGUGACAUCGUGGAAGGGGUGCAGGUGAGUUUGUUGACCACUGUAACUGCAGGCACUGAAACCUGGCUUGGAAGUGACUUUUCUUUUGUUUUGCAGAAGCAUAACCAGUCCCCUGGGUUUAGCUUUGAAAAUGACUUCUCUCAGGUGUCCCAUGUGGCUUUGACCUCAAGCGGUGAUACCGGGAGCUUCUUCUCAAAGGCAGAACCCUCCUUGCAUGAACAAAAUGUCUCGGGAGAUGCAGAAGAGCAGGUGGAAGGAGAGAAAGAGAGCGGCAGCCCCUGCAUCAGUCUCCAGAGCCUGUUGAAGAGAUCCGGGGAGUAUUUGGAGAAGGAGCAAGGUCACCGGGGGUCAUGGGGCACCCAAGAGUCUGCACUUACAUUAACAGAGAGCCUUUCAGACAAGGAGAACAAGAGUGGGGAUGAUGUGGGUGCAGGAGUGCUGACCUACAGCCCUCACCAGUCCACUUUUGAGCCAAAUAGCUGCCCUGAGUCUCUACCUGGCGGCUACCUGCGCACUCAUGCCGGGCCCCACCCACACCGGCGCCGCCCUCGCCCAAUUUCCACUGGCAGCAUCCUGUCUGUUCCCCCCAUAAGCCCAUCAGAGACUAGCCCUCGGGGGCCAGGGGCCAGGGUUCCAGAAGUGGAUCCAGUAGCUGCCCCUGUAGUUGGAUCUGUUGAAAGGAGGUUGCCAGAACCCUUGCGCCCUAGUGACCGUGUGCCUUCCUCCGGUGCUACUGGCCAACCUGGCAGCCUCUCUAAGACCUGCCUGACAUGGACCCCAGUGCCCAGUACUGUGGGACCUGGCGCUACCCCCUCAGAGUUCCGCCGGCGCAGCAACACCCUCGACAGUCAUCUGAACCCCUCUCGUCCUGAACCACCAGUGGACCGGAACAGGGAGAGGAUCCCACGUAUGAUGGGCGGUGUGGUCUGGAGGGGUAUCUGCCAGCGUUCCCCGCCCACGCCACUCCGCCAGACCUCUCAUGGGGCCCCUGAGCACUCGUUCAUCCACAUCACCAGCAAGUUGGACAUGGAGGCUUCGCAGGUUUCCCACAAAAGUCAGCUCACAGCAUGCUUCCUGAACCCACGCAUGGAGGACCUGGACAGCGAAACAGGGGUAGUGCAGAGCCAUGUCCAUUCCCUGAAGGAGAAACGUUGGAGACUGGAGGAGCAGCAUGUCCGGCAUGUGUCUCUCCUCAUCACUGAACAGGAGAGGGCCCAAGAGCGUCUCCGUCAGCUGGAGGAUAAAGAGAGAAGACUGAGAGAACAUGAGGAUGAGCUGGUCAUGGACCUGGGGGACAGCUGGAAUGCUCCCAAGGAGCAUUGUCGCCCUCUGAGCCCCUCUCCCACACAGUUUCUUUUAGAGAGGUCCCCUGGAGGUAACACCUCCUUGCUGAGCCCUGGUCUGCCCUCACCUGGUGUCCACUCCCCGGUCUAUUUGUGGGGGCCUCCUGCAGGGACCAGUAAGGCCCGGAAAAGGCUGAGUCAGGUGCUGACCCCGGAGCAACAGUGUCGCUUGGGUGCUGUGGUGCGUGGCUUUCUUACUCGCCGACUGCUGAGCACGGAAAAACUGAAGCACCUGCGACAGACCGUGCACGACACACAGGAUUUCAUCCGCUCAUUCCAAACCGAAGCACCUCUAAGGAAAGGAUCCCUUUCAGCCCAAGAUAUGGCACUGCGUGAGCGAGUGAAAGCUCAGCUCCGAGCAGCUCUGUAUGAUGUGCAUGACAUCUUCUUUGAGAUGCCACUUGGGGAUCGCUUGGCACUGUUGCAGCAGGACAGGGAGCUGCGUUCCGAGAGGAAACUGAGAGAAAUGGAGAAAGCAAGAAGCCCCAAAGACAGAGUGACACUCUCGGCUGCUACACAGAAGUCCCUGGAUAGGAAGAAACAGAGGGUCGGCGAAUCACCAGGGUCAGUUAAGAAAAGUCAGCAAAAGCCAAAGAGCCCCCCCAAAAACAGGAUCCUACAGCCGAGCCAGGGCCAGAAUGCCCCCGUCAAUGCGCACCUGCUCCGACAGGGGAGUCUUUAUAGGAAGACCCCAGAAGAGAGAGUGAAGCACUCAGACAACAUGAGAAAGCGGCACUCUCUGGGCUAGUCCAGGGUUCCCUUGCACCCACUGCUGCUCCCGGUCAUACUGUUGCUAUAUACCGACGUAGAUCAGGUAGUAAGUAGUGUGGCAGCACUGAAGGAGGAGCAUGUGGCGUAGUGCUCAUAACUGCCGUCUUGCACUGAAAGGACCCCAGCUCCAGUCCCACUUCCUGCUGUCGUACCCUUGAGCAAAGUACUUACCCUGAAUUGGUAAGUCAAAUCAAAGUUACCCAGUUCCAUAAGGGGGUAGAUCAUUGUAUGUAGCUUAACACUGUAAGUCACUUUGGAGAGACUCUAAAUAAAUGUGUAAAUGUAAAGUCCCACAACUCACAGUCUGACCGUUCCUACCAGUGAAGGGCUGCAGCAUCUCUGUCUCCACAGUGGCAUGAAACUCGAGUUCUCACACCAAAAACUUUCCGAACCCAACUGUACUGACUUUGACUAGCGAUACGCACUGAGUACACACGAGCGUCACUUUUUUCCAUCACCAU